AUUCAGGGAGCACGCGCUUCUCUACUCCCCAUAGUGAGAGGAAGACGCCACGACAUGUUUCCUGCGUUCUCUUCACCGGUGAGAACACGACAACUGCGUGUAGAAAAGGACGAACUCGUGUGCACACGCAGCGUCUUUAUCUUACUCGUCGAAGCGAAAGUGUCCAGCCCGUCGAACCCACGCGCGACUCGUGUUUCUCUCUCGCUCCUCGCCUGUUCUGGGCCUUCAUCGAGACACCUUACACUUCCACGUCCACGGUCCACGGCGACGAAAUAUUAUCCCGAACUGGACGACCACCCUGAGCUAUCAACCGAAUACGCUUCCUCGUUCUAUACAAACACAAACGAGCUGGGCGUUCCAUGAUUUUCCUGACAUCGUCACUGAGAAGUUAAACGACAACCGUUCGUAUCACAUCGAAUCGCAGCUCGAUGGAAUUUCGGGCUGAUCUCGAAGUGGAACCACGGCGCUCUUAACGAGGCAAAACAUGAGUGCGGCAACCGUGAACGAGGCCCGACCGCAACAGAAUUCCUUUCAUUCCGACUGGGAGGGUUGCAGACAUCGUGGAAGCGAUGCUGUUUGAGAGUCGCCGAAGAUGAUCGCGAGACACCGAAGAAGGCGGAGUGCCUGUGAAAUACGAGGUCGACGAACAGGCGAGGCGUUUCAACGACCAGCAAGGCAACGUAAAGGACCUCCGUAAGCGUCCCCAGUUUCCAGUGACCCAGGAAAAAGAAUGCGAUCCACGCAUAUUCAGUGGAGCUACGCUACCGUAUUGUCUCUCUGUAGCCAGAGAAACAGUGUUUCGGGUAGCUGGUGGAAGGAGUGGCUGCCGGAAAGAAGAGCCAAUAACGAAAAUGGUCGGUCGAUGCUAUGGUAGCGGCUACGUACUCCAUAUAAGUGUCCGUCCCGGGGGAACCCGGCCGCGGUACAUCAGAUAAGAAAACCUGGUCCGGAAUAGAACCCUAUUAUGCUCGCUAUAAGUGGCCGUGGACCGGAGCCGGAGGAGAAACGGUCCUGCGAGAUAAGAAAAAUGUUUGGACGUCCCGUCCCGUGGCCCCUCGUAACCGCAGAAGUUGUAAUUAUACAGUGAUAUUACUACCGAAAAGAAUGAGGGACGACUACGAAGAGAAGGAACGCUGUACGUGGAAGUCGUUCCACGACCGCCGGUAUUUACCCGAAAUCUGGAUGAAGAUACGUCGACGCCAGAUAACACGACGAGUAUUUAUCGUUGGUCCCGGGAGCCGGUCGAGGGAUGGAACGAAAUAAGUGCCCGAUGGACGAUCGAAUUAAGUCAUAAUUGGAUGAAAAGCCCUUUUGCGAGCGGCCACCACUCGUGCCGUCCUCCUCAUCUUCUCUACCCUCUGUGGUUCAUCGGAUUCCGGCCACGACUCUGCUCCGUCCCCGACGACGAUGACCACCGAGGGCAACGUGGGGGAAGUAAAAUGCACGGAGAGGGGAAAGGAUCGGUCCUCCUUAAGUUCAGGUCUUUCCGAUCGGCUGACCACUCGCUGCCACUAGCCGCACCGGUCCUGCAUAUAUCGAAGACGCUGCAACUGGAGAAGAUGAAGCAAAGAAUUUUGCAAGAGGUGGAACAGACUGAACAGGAAGAGAAAUGUUUACUGGAAUAUAAACAAGAAAUGGACUUGCUUAUGCAAGAGAAAAUGGCACACGUCGAAGAAUUACGACAAAUACACGCGGACAUAAAUGCGAUGGAAGCUGUUAUAAAACAAGCGGAAGAAGCGAGAAACAAAGCAAGAGAAACUGCUAAAUUAAUACACAACAAUGAUUAUCAACCCCUGAAACACGAUGUCGAUCGUAUGCGUAGAGAGUUUUUGGGGCUGGAGAGGUUGCCCGAAUUAUAUGAAACGGAAUCGGAUCUUAUUGCGCCAGAGAAGAGAUUGUCUUUCAGUUACUUCGACCGUCCAAUGCAGAAGGCAGAGUGGAGAGUGGAAGUAAGGGGAGAGGAUUUAUUACCUCCUCUUACAUUGCACCAUCCUGGUCACCCAGGUGGUUCCACGCCUUUCCUCGCACCUCAGCCUCUUCAAGGUCCAAGUAAGCCGGAACCGAGGCCAUUGCCACCAGCCCCGGGUCCCCCAGCUCCAACAUUCAGGUACCACUGGCAACAACCACCCCCUAUGAAAUCGUGUCUCUCGUGUCAUCAACAAAUUCAUAGAAAUGCGCCGAUCUGUCCUCUUUGUAAAGCUAAAUCACGAUCGCGUAAUCCUAAGAAGCCAAAGAAAAAAGACUAAUUGUAAUUAGACAAAUUGUUUAUACAGAGUAUCAAACAUUUCUAAUUUAAUUUUAAGAGUAUACAUGUUAGUAAUAUGAAUUGUUUUUAUUAUGUAACUUAAAAGAUUUCCAUCGAUUACCAUGAGAAAACGCAUUCAUAUAAAAUGUAUGAAUUUAUAGUAAUAUUUUUAAAUGUCUACAAAAAUUUACUUUUGAUUUUUGUACAUGUAUCGCCAGUGUGUAAAACGUUGAAUUGUCAAUAAUUAAUGAUUAAAUCAUUUUUACUUCUAACGAGAUGAAUAAAUAUGUUUUAUCAUUUUA
Molecule: messenger RNA, 2547 nt
Organism: Ceratina calcarata
Lineage: Eukaryota; Metazoa; Arthropoda; Insecta; Hymenoptera; Apidae
Product: zinc finger C4H2 domain-containing protein
Exons: 12
Coding region: 1299-2246 (315 amino acids)
Biological process (GO): positive regulation of neuron differentiation
Cellular component (GO): nucleus
Source: RefSeq, a predicted model, not a curated record